AUGGAAAAUGUGAGAGUUUUCACAAUUGCAGAGCUACUCCAACGCGGUCGUUCCCUCACCGCCACAUCCUCCAUCUCCCCCAAUUCAAACGAAACAUCAAAGCCCUCCACACGCUCCAUUCCCAUCCACUCAAACCCUAACCCCAACCCCAACCCCAACCCCAACCCCAACCCCAAUCCUAGCCAUAAGGUUCUCCCCCCUCUUGAACACUUGGCCAUCAUCUUCGGAACCCUAACCCUCCCCACCGCCAUCGACGCCUCCGCUUCAGCCUCUUCAAACACCACUCCUCGAUGCUCCUACAACACUUGCUUCCAAUUCUCCGACGGCUCGGCUUCCAUCUGCUGCGACAUUCUUGACUUCGACGUUCGGAUUAUCGGGAAGAAAAUCAGCGUUCUUGCUUGGAAUUUCAUUCCCUGGAAACGUGGUGGCGGAUUCUUGGAGAUUAUCAGAUGGAGUUUUCAAGAUUCCAAUAGCGGACUUCGUCCCUGUUCGAAUUUCAAUUCCAUUCCUCUUGGUUCGGGCUCUUCAAGUGGCCACGAAGACAGCUCCAGAGCUCGUCAUGGUGUAUUUGGCGCAUUGGAGGUAGUUAGCCCUGUGUCCACUGUUCCCUGUGCAACCGGUCGUAGCAAUUUGAAAACCAAUAAGGCUUCAGAUUCAAGCCAUUCGUCAAGCCUCCGAGGCUUUUUACUCCAAUUUAUGGUUUGUGAGUGUGAAUUCUGCAGUUCAAAGGAGGCAGUUACAGUUUUGAAGGAUUCAAUUCAAGAAAAAGAUGCACAUUCUUUUAACAAACCAAUGUUUGUAUAUUGUUCAGGUUCUGUUUCGUCAUGGCAUCCUGUUUUUACAAAAUUUGUAGGAAAUGUUGUGGCUUUAUCAGGCUUGAAAAAGAAGUUGGUUUUUAUAGGAAAGGAAGAGUCUAAACUAAUGUAUGUAACUAUGGAAAAUUCUGCAUUGCAUCUGCUUAGAUUGUCAUGGAAAUGGCGGCCAAAAUGUACGGCUGUUGCCAAAGGAAAAGGUGAAUGUGGCACAUAUAGAGGGAUAGUCAAAGGUGUGUAUAUGCAAGGGAUGGUUGUUGAGUUGGACAAUGAGGUGUGGCUUUUGUUAACCGAUCAACUGCUUACUCCACCGCAUAGCCUUAGGGCGGGUGCACUCGUUUCUGUGAGAAAUGUCCAUUUUGUGAACCCCAGAUUUUCUUGGACAAAAAUUCUUAUACUUGGUGCUUGCUUUAAGACUAGUGUUAUUGUGGAAUCCUUCUCCCCACUGGAAACUGGGUGUCAUAUACUUCCGCAAUCACAGAGUUCGUUGGGGAAGUUCGUUGAGUCCUUAACAUUUUCUGCCAGAUUAUGGGUAUUGCUUAUUGCCUCAUGUUUCCGGAAAAAGUUUUCUGGCAUCUUAUCUGAGAAGGAGAUUUUGGGAACAAAACAUAAGGGAGGGUUUGUUCAGAUGUAUGCGAGUUCACAAUUUCCUUCAUAUAUGCAUCCAACUCGGCAUGGAGUAUUCAUGGAACUGUGCAACCAUGAUUCAAGUGUCUGUGGUUGUGAACCAUACAUCGGUAACCCUAAUUUGGUAGUGCCCUUAUCUAUUUUCAUAUGUCAUUGUGAGGCCUUUUGGAUGAGAGCAGUGCAGUUGGAAAAUAGCUGUGCAAAAUUGCAUGAUGACAAGAAAUAUGGCCUUCAAUUCUGUGAAGGGAGAUCUCACGUUCAGUCUGUUAGAAAGAUUUUUUCAAGUGAAGAUAUAGGUGUAUCAUUGAUGGGAAGUUUGAAGACUUCUCCAUCUUCUGGAAGGCUGCAGUUGGUUGAUGCAACUGGGAGCAUUGAUGUUCUUAUACCAGACCUUCCAUCAACUUGGGAUGCCAAUAGAAUAUACAAGGUAGCUGACUUCAGUCUUGUUAUUGAAGGAAUGCCUCAGUCUGUGGAGUGUAUAGGAUUGCUCGACAAUGAUUUAUUCUCAUGCAGAACCCUCUUUCAUUUCAUACCGUUAGCAAGAAAGAUGAAUUUAACAGUUUAUGUUUACUUUCGUCUGAGAAAUUCAAUGUGCAGAAAUCUACCCAUUUAUCCUUGUACUGGACCAGGAGAAGAUUUGAAGAGACUUGAAAGUGGAAUGUUUCACUUGCUUUUGGUUACCCACAAAUUUCCAGUGCUACAGAAGUAUCAAGAUGAUGUCGUUAUAGAAAACUCUUCAAGCAUCUUUGUGGAGGCUAUAAUCUUGCCUUGGGAUUUAUUUCUUGCUGGAAGCUAUGAGAUUUCAUGUCCAACUAGGGCUUUUGGGGAUAAUCCGAAGAAUUCCAUGGAAAGUGCUGGUGGAAAUUACUUGGACCAUGUUUCUCCCAAGAGGCGUAAGGUUAAUCAUUCAUCAAGCAAGGGAUUAAGUUCUAAUUCAGUGAACAAUUCCUCCGAGGCAGUCAGAGAACCGAGUUCUUGUUCUAUUUCUUACAAGGAAUCCAGGGAGAAACAGAAAUAUUGUGACUUGACAUCUCGUGAGAUAUCUUGUUCGGCUAUGAUUAGUGGAGUCAACGGUCACAGUCUAGUUGGUUCAGUUAUCUUGCAUUGCACUAGGGCCAAAUUAAAUAAUGGUGGCUUUUGCAGACCAAGUGGACAGAAGGUAUUGCUGGAGUUUACAUCUGAAAGUUUUUAUAAGUAUCAGUUGUUGCAUAUUGGUUGUUAUUAUAUCACAAAGCAUGAUGGAGAAGAUUCUUUUUGUAAUCUCAAAGAUUCUAGCUAUUCCAGCAGUGAUAACAUUCUUAUCCCUUCCACAACCCAUCUGUGGAGCCUUUCGUUUACUUCUGAUGAGAUUUGUCAAAACAAUAGCUCACCGAAGUGUCUCCCAUUAGAUAACUCUCUGAGAAAUAAUGAGGUUCUAUCUGAACAUCAUAACGAAGUACGUCUUCAGAUGUCCCCUGGAAAUGGUUCUGAAAACUCUUCAGAUAUUUCUCUCUGUCUCCCUGAAAAUGUUAUCAGUUUUGGAGAGGUAAUCCUGAAGGAAUUGGAAGAGGGCCUGAUCAAGCCAGUUGUGACAGCUCAAGGGAUUCCUAAAAUAUCUUCAUGCAUUAGUCUUGCAAUGACUGCGCCUCUGCUGUCACUUGAUUCGAACGGCCUGUUUCCUGAGGGAAAUCUAUUAUCUUUGUGUGGGCAUGUCAUUGCUGUUCAUAGUGCGGAAGACAAUUCUAUUAAUCCAUAUUUGAACUGUCAAAAUGUUGGUGAUCCUCUUCAGUGGAGAUUCUUGCAGAGAGCUAAAAGCAGUUGUAUUCAUGUUUUGGUAGACCAUCAUAUUGUAAGGCUAUCUGGUUCCUUGAGUGGACGUGCUUUUCCUGUCGGAUUUGGACCUGGUGUGGAUGCAACAUUUCACCGGGUUCUUGAAUUGCGGGGGCAAAAUAGAUGGAUGUUGACAUCUGUAUCAUUUAUUGUAAUCAAUUCCAUAAGCGCUGUCAGCUUCCAGAAUAACUUCAUAAAGGUAGAUAAUGAAUCAUGCAGCGACAAGUGCUCCAGUCCUGCUUCAUGCAUGCAGAAUGCUGCACCUCUAGACUUAGUUUCUUCAGGUUUGAUUUCUGAGUUGGUUAAGUGCUUGGAUUUCAAGCCCAUGCGGUUUCAUUGCAGGGUUGUUGCCAUCCACAUCCUAGUUCUGGAGAAGAAAUUUAGAAAUGUCAUUUAUCAACCUACAAAACACUUCAGGCCGUAUCUUGUUGACAUCCCACUUGCCGGUUUUGUUCUGGAUGAUGGCUCAUCCCCAUGUUGUUGCUGGGCUAAUUCUGAAAGAGCUGCAACUUUGCUAAGGCUGUAUGAAGACUUCCCACUGUCAGCUUUUGAAAGCUGUGGCUGGACCCUAAAGUGGGUCAGGAAAGGCGACAAUGCAUGUAGUGCCACCAUGUACCACCUCGAGAGAAUUUUAAAGAAUCACGACCGGAUUACGGUGAAGAACUUUGGAUCAAUGUUUGAUUCUUCCUAUCAAGAUCUCGCUGUGUCUGUGAGUUCUGACAAUGCCCUCAGUAGCCAUGAUGAAAAUCUUCUAAAAUUCAUAAUCUUCAAUGCUUGCUUCAGCAAAUUUUGGACCGUAAUCGGUAGGAUGAUGGAUUCGAAUGCAGUCACGCGGUUGAAGACAACAAACCUACUGGAAACGGAGAUGUCUAUGCAUUCCAUGCAACAUAUAUGGGGCAGAGAAGUUCAUUACACAAAUCCCCUCACCGAGGCGAGGAAUGUGGUUCAAGAACUCUGUUAG
Molecule: messenger RNA, 4209 nt
Organism: Prunus armeniaca (apricot)
Lineage: Eukaryota; Viridiplantae; Streptophyta; Magnoliopsida; Rosales; Rosaceae
Source: the annotation of a GenBank genome assembly